This is a messenger RNA of Betta splendens (Siamese fighting fish), 2862 nucleotides long. RefSeq names its product neuronal membrane glycoprotein M6-a-like. Gene Ontology annotation, cellular component: neuronal cell body; filopodium; plasma membrane. The transcript has 7 exons. The coding region runs from base 174 to 1007 and encodes 277 amino acids. Gene Ontology annotation, biological process: neuron projection development. NCBI's taxonomy places the organism in Eukaryota, Metazoa, Chordata, Actinopteri, Anabantiformes, Osphronemidae. The record is from RefSeq and is a predicted model, not a curated record.
AGUGGAAGAGAGAGAGCGCUGCGUUGAAAGGGGGACUUCCCUGAGCCUCCAUCAUCUGCAGGGAGGGAAAAACACUCCCCCCCACACACACACACACACACACACGCUCUGAGCUGCCAGCAAGGCUGUAAACGGCUUCACCAGCGCAGACAAAGGGACUGUAACCUGCUCCGAUGGAGGAAAACAUGGACGAGUCUCAAAGCCAGAAAGGCUGUAAGGAGUGCUGUGAGCGCUGCGUGGGCAGCCUGCCCUGGGCCUCACUCAUCGCCACCAUCCUGCUCUACAUGGGCGUAGCCCUGUUCUGUGGAUGUGGCCACGAGGCUUUGAGCGGCACCGUCACCAUCCUCCAGAACUACUUCGAGGUCAUUCGAGCUCCGGGACAAACACUGGAUGUGUUCACCAUUAUUGACAUCCUGAAGUACAUCAUCUACGGCCUGGCAGCUGGGUUCUUUGUGUUGGGGGUGCUGCUUCUGGUGGAGGGCUUCUUCACCACUGGAGCCAUCAGAGACCUCUAUGGAGAGUUCAAGAUCACCGCCUGCGGACGCUGCCUCACUGCAUUCCUCAUGUUCCUGGCCUACCUGUUCUUCCUGGUGUGGCUGGGAGUGACAGCGUUCACCAGUCUGCCCGUCUUCAUGUACUUCAACGUGUGGUCCAUGUGCCAGAACAACAGCUUUAACGACGUCAGCCUCUGCGUGGACCUGCGUCAGUUUGGAGCGGUGCCCAUCUCUGAGGAAAGGAAGCUGUGUGCAGGAUCUGAGAAGUUUGUUAAAAUGUGUGAAUCCAACGAGCUGGACUUGACCUUCCACCUGUUUGUGUGUGCGCUGGCCGGAGCUGGAGCCGCCGUCAUCGCCAUGGUCCACUUCCUGAUGGCUCUGGCUGCUAACUGGGGCUACCUGAAGGACGCCAGCCGGAUGCAGAAGUACGAGGACAUCAAGUCGAAGGAGGAGCAGGAGCUGCACGACAUCCACUCGACACGCUCCAAAGAACGCCUCAAUGCCUACACAUAAGCACGCGGCGCGAGGAACGACACACACACACACACACACACACACACACACGAGAUGAUCCAUAAGACACACACACAUACAACACACAGAAACGCAUUCAAAGACACGACGAGAGCGAUUUGAUGUAAAAAGGAGCAGGUACGCGCCUCCAUCCUCCUCCGUCUGCUGCAGACGGUCCGCUUUGACUGAACCUCCUUGUGCUCGUCAAACGUCGUAAAACAAGAGCCUGUGCUCAGAUCUUUUCUUAAUGUGAGUUAUAGACACGGGUCAAUAAAACAUGAUGCAUGUAGCGUCUGCAGCAGCCGGCAGCAGGAUGCGUCUGGUUCGACACACUCACAUUAUGUGGCUGAAUGGUCGUGUUGUUUGGUGGUGUCAUGCUGUGUUGUGUCGUUUCGCCACUUUAUGACUGGUAUCGCAGAGAAACAUGGGGAAACGGUACCUCUAGGUACAGAAGGGUAGCUUGGCUAACCACCCCCCCCCCCCCCCCCCUCCUCUACCGCUCUGUGACCUCUCCAUCCUCAGCCCAGUUUCAUUAGUUGCUGCACACAAACCUGGAGCAGUGAAAUCCCCACCAGUAUUAAAAUAUGCACAUGAAUGAGGCCAAAUUGUUUCUAUUGCUUUAUUUGUACACGUCUGAUCGUUGUGAUCGGAGCAGAAGCACUUACUGUGGCGCCAACUAGUGAAACGGGCCUCGAGUCCUCCCCCUUCGUCCCCAGUUUGUACAAACGUGUCAAACAGCACAUCUUAGCAGCACAACGUCGUCUCAUGUGUUUUAGUCUCAUCCAUCGUUCUCACCUUUGGAGUUUUAUCUGUGUUAUUUAUGUGUCAUUUAGCACCAGGGGUAUUUAAAUGGGACAAGAUGGGUUUUACCACGUUCACACGUACGUGUAAUGAAUUCCGUGAUACACACACACACACACACACACACACACACACACACACACACACACACACACACACACACACACACACCUCCUAUUGUAGGAGCUUUGGUUAAUUCGUUUCAUUCUCUUCUUUUGUUCCUAAAGCCCUAAUGAGACCAAAACACAUUUGUAUUAAGCAUCUGAACUAAACAAAGCGACUGAUGGAGCUGCUUCACUGAAGGUCGUGAGGAAGUUUGUCGAGGAGGCUUCAGUCUCGAUGUUUGCUAGUUCAGGAAUGUAGUCCAGCUGAUAAGCUCACGGCUCUGCAGGCGCUGAGCAGCUGGAGUCAGGUUCUCUUCGUACACUAGCUCAGCGCUAGAAUAUAUGUGGAGGUUUCAAAACGCAGUCUGAAUUUUCUACAAUAAACAUAAUUAGUUUUAUUGUAUAGCUGAGGCAAUAAAGGGCAACAUUGGUCCCACCAGCAGGAGAAGAGAAGGAUGAGCAGGAUGUAGACGAUUCUCUAUCUGCCAGUAGAGACGACAGGGAAAGCUUGAUGAUGAGAUCCUACCAGCACACACACACACACACACACACACACACACACACACACACACACACACACACACACACACCACCAUCACUCUGAGCCAUAAUUCUUCGCUCUUUUACUUUUCACCAAUAUCAUUUCACUCUUUUAUUAUUGACUAAUCUUUGUAAAUGUGAAAUCAUUGACUUAGAAAAAAGAGGUUUGUUUUCUUUGCUGUGGGCAGUGAUAAGACUGUACCUGCAUAACGCUGUAUAAAGAUAUACCUAUAUGUGAACCAGUGGAGGAGGACCCAGUCUGGUGGAAGCAGCUCAGGUCCCUGUGACAGACAGACAGACAGACAGACAGACAGACACACACACACACACACACAACCACACACACACACACACACACACACACACACACACACACACACACGCACACGCACACGCACACACACACACAC